Mus musculus (house mouse) is the source of this 897-nucleotide messenger RNA. It is a transcript of the gene Tas2r134, whose product is annotated as taste receptor, type 2, member 134. The record is from RefSeq and is marked provisional. Gene Ontology annotation, cellular component: membrane. The transcript has a single exon. Lineage: Eukaryota; Metazoa; Chordata; Mammalia; Rodentia; Muridae. Gene Ontology annotation, molecular function: G protein-coupled receptor activity; bitter taste receptor activity. Bases 1 to 897 code for a protein of 298 amino acids. Gene Ontology annotation, biological process: detection of chemical stimulus involved in sensory perception of taste; G protein-coupled receptor signaling pathway; sensory perception of taste.
AUGUCUUUCUCACAUUCAUUCAUCUUCAUCGUCAUCUUUUGUAUGCAGUCUCUAGCUGCUUUGCUGCAAAAUGGCUUUAUGGCCACCGUGCUGGGCAGGGAAUGGGUACGAAGCCAGGGCCUCCCUGCAGGUGACAUGAUUAUGGCUUGCUUAGCUGCCUCCAGGUUCUGUCUGCAUGGAAUAGCCGUCCUAAACAACUUUCUGGCCUCUGCUAUGUUUUGGACCAUAAAGAAUUAUUUUUCUAUCCUCUGGGACUUCACCAACACUGUCAAUUUCUGGUUUACCACCUGGCUUGCUAUCUUCUACUGUGUAAAGAUCUCUUCGUUUUCCCACCCCAUCUUCUUCUGGAUAAAAUGGAGAAUUUCUCGGUCAGUGCCCAGGUUACUGCUGGGAUCCCUGAUCAUUGGUGGACUGUCAGCCAUCUCCUCAGCCACUGGAAACACAAUUGCCCUUCAGAUGGCGGCCUGUGAAAACUACACAAUUUAUUAUAAAAUGAUGGCAUUCUAUCUGUAUUAUUUUCGCUGUCAUGCGAUGCUGAUGUGGGUCAUUCCAUUCUUCCUGUUUCUGCUGUCCAUCAUCUUGCUCAUGUUCUCACUGUAUCGGCAUCUGGAACAGAUGAGGUACCACAGACCCAGGACUCAUGAUUACAGCACCCAGGCUCACAUUAUGGCUCUGAAGUCCCUUGCCUUCUUCCUCAUCUUCUAUACAUCAUAUACCCUGCUCCUUACGGUAUCUGUUGCACAUGUCAUAAAUGUCCACGGUUCCUGGCACUGGGCCUGGGAAGUGGUAACCUACAUGGGCAUCUCACUGCAUUCCACCAUUCUGAUACUAAGCAACACCAAGAUGAGAAAGGCCCUCAAGAUAAAGUUCCCAGACCUUUGUAUUCCCAGAUCAUAA